Messenger RNA from Aspergillus caelatus, 815 nucleotides. Its product is annotated as NUDIX hydrolase. The coding region runs from base 33 to 629 and encodes 198 amino acids. The transcript has a single exon. The record is from RefSeq and is a predicted model, not a curated record. NCBI's taxonomy places the organism in Eukaryota, Fungi, Ascomycota, Eurotiomycetes, Eurotiales, Aspergillaceae.
CUCACCUCUUGCCCGGAACUCGCACAAUCAAAAUGGCAGCUCCAAUAACCCCUCAACAGUCAAUACACCCAUACCACACCUCCUCGACAUUAGAGCCCUACAAAAUCCCCACCAACACCUACAUAUCCCAAAACGCUUCCGACCAUCUCGUCGGCGUCCUCAGCGCAUCUGUAAUAAUCCACAGAGGUCGAGUAUUGCUUAUACAACGUAUUGCAGACGACGACUGGCCCAAUGUCUGGGAAGUACCCGGUGGCGCGGCAAACGAUAACGAAACAAUCCUUGAUUGCGCUGUGCGCGAGCUCCGGGAGGAAACUUGCCUCCGUGCAUCGGCUGUCACUGCUAUGCUGGGCGAGUUUGAGUGGCUUGACAGCAAUUCUGGGCCGAGUGACCUUCCUGGAAGGGGGAAGUGGAAGGUAUUUAUUUUCAGGGUGGUGGUUGAUGGAUCGGAUCAAGAGCAGUUAGAAGUAACGAUCGAUCCUAAGGAGCAUAAAGCUCAUCUAUGGGUUACUGAAGAGGAAGUUAGGAGUGAUUUAUGUGGGGAUGUGAGGUUGGAAUGGAUUUCUUUGAAUCAGAAGAAGACGAUACUAGAGGCAUUUAAACAUACUGGAGCUGCUCAUCAUGGUCUCUAGUUUACUCUGGUGUUCAUCUUGCGAAGCUGGCUCACUUAGAAGUAUCGUGAAGCAUCUCAUCUCCUAGAAUUCAUGCAAAUUGAACAAGUAUCUCCCAACAUCGCAUUAGGGACUAUAUUAUUAAGCGAGUUCAUAUGUUCAAUCAGGUUCGUUUAUUUGAUAGGGGCUGUAUUACCGUCGCGUCCC